CUCCCCUUCCCAAGAUGGCGGCGGUGGGGCUCUUGCUUCUGAGUUGGAGCUGAGAAGAGGAAGAGGAGGGAGACCCUUCAAGGCUGCAGAAUCCCAUACUAUUGGAACAUGGAAAGUUAAAGUGGACCAAGCUACCAUUCCCAAAAUUCAAGAGCAUGGAGCCAUGACAAGGUGCGAUUCCUGUCCUUCCAGCAUCCAGGAAGGAAAUUUCACCGACCGCCAGCACCAUGCUCCGAAGGAUUCUGGAUCGGCCUUGCAUCUUGGCUCUCCUCAUUGGCUUCCAGUUUGCCUUCAUGGCUUACUUCUCUUUUGGCGGCUUUCGAAACCUGGCCUCCCUCUUUGGGCAUGAUGGCAACCCAACUUUCGACUACUCUCGUACCCACGAUGUCUACACCAACCUCAGCCUCUUGCCUCAGAAGCCAUGGCCUGGCAAUAACCAUAUGCGAUCCCUGCCAUACUGCCCAGAUCGGUCACCAUACCUCAUUGGCCCCUUGACUGUGAGCUUCAGGAACGUGCCAACACUGGAGCAGAUUCAGGAGAAGAACCCAGCGGUGGCCCUAGGAGGCCGGUACUGCCCUGCCACCUGCGAGUCACACUCCCGGACAGCCAUCAUCAUCCCACACCGCAACCGGGAGACGCACCUUCGCCACUUGCUGUACUACCUUCACCCUUUUCUUCAGCGCCAGCAGCUGCAAUAUGGAAUCUAUGUUGUACAUCAGGCUGGGAAUGCCACCUUCAACCGGGCCAAGCUCUUGAACGUGGGCGUGAAGGAGGCCUUAAAGGAUGAAGAAUGGAACUGCCUCUUCCUCCACGAUGUAGACCUCAUCCCAGAGAAUGACUACAACAUCUAUGCCUGUGACCCCUGGAGCCCCAAGCAUGUCUCUGUCGCCAUGAACAAGUUUGGCUACAACCUUCCCUAUUCACAGUAUUUUGGUGGUGUGUCGGCCCUCACUCCGGAGCAGUACCUGAAGAUAAAUGGCUUCCCCAAUGAGUACUGGGGCUGGGGCGGUGAGGAUGAUGACAUUGCUACCAGAGUACGUCUGGCUGGCAUGAAGAUAUCCCGGCCUUCGGUUUCCAUUGGACACUACAAGAUGGUGAAGCAUAAGGGAGACAGAGGCAAUGAGGAGAACCCACACAGGUUUGAUCUGCUGAUCAGGACACACCGGGCCUGGACUCAGGAUGGUAUGAAUUCCCUCACAUACAAACUCCUGUCGAAGGAACUGCUCCCCCUUUACACCAACAUCACAGCUGACAUUGGCACCAACCCUCGAGUGACCAAGGGUGGGAAGGGUGCCUUGCCCAGCCUCAGAGGGAGGAACUACGGCGGCAGCAACCAUGAGUUCCGGCAGGAAAUGUUACGCAAGACUCCCUUUGUCAAGCUAUCCCAGGCAAUGGGUUGGGGCGACGUGCCCUUUGGGACCAUCCAGGCGCUGCUGGAUCCAGGAAAGAAGGAGCAUCUCGCGCCAAAUGCGGAGAAAAUCCAAACAAGCCUUGCAAUAGGGAAAGAGGAGACUGGAGCCCCCAGUGUUGGAACAUCAGUCCAGGCUGCAGCCAGCAUGGAGGUUCCAAAGCCCACAGCGGAAGGUGGGAAAGAGAAACGGCUCCACAGUGCUGGGUGGGCAAGCUUGGGCUCUUCCCGAAAUUUGGCUGAGGGCACUGCCUCGGGCACAACACACUGGGAGGCAAUCAGCAAUCAUACUGGCUGAGAAGGUAGAGACUAAAGAGGGUAGGUCCAAGCACUCUGUAGCAACCGCCCAGCUGCCGUGUCUAGAACCAAUUGUAGGAGUUGCACUACUGCUGUGGCCUGGAGGCCUUUACACGCCCUCUCCUUGUGUGUGGUGGGCAGGUUGUGUUUAAGGGCCAGGUUUGCCAAAUCUGGCCAACGAAGAGAUCCCAAGUGCAGGAGGAUGCAACACCUGUGAAACUCUGAGGGAAUGUGCUCCCUGUUUUGUUCCCUUGCUGGUGGUCUCCAUCUCCUUCAUGCAGAUGGGAAAUCUUGGUCACUGCUCAGAGGUCCGGUGUCCUGCACAGGAAUAACCCCUCACAACUUGAAUCAGGGUCAUAUCCCACUAACUGGUAUUGGCGGGAAUCUCUAUAUACACUUUUCAAAUGGUGAUGAAGUUGACUUGAAGUUCACGUGCUGCUGAGUGGAAGAGUGGCUUGAGUUAGAUAAAUGCCAGUUGCCUUUGGGUAAAGUAGGGGGGACUUCUCCACCUCUACAUGAAGGCAGGUCCCACACAAUCAAAGGUGGGUAGCUCCUGCAAAGGCCUUGACCUCUUGCAGCCCCAAACUGCAACCUGUCCCCUGCUUCCUCUUGGCUAGUUUAGAAGAGGAGAGAGGUUCUAGACUUGCCCCUGCAGAUGCCAAAUGUCUUCCGCAUGAAGCCUUUCCAAGAGGACCUGAAAAGAUUGCCUGGUUUAGCCAGGCUUCAGACUGACCCCUCUUGUUUCUUUUCUAAAAUAAGUCUUGGGCCUUAGUUGGGCCCCUGCCACCAACGAGUUGAGAGUAGGCCUGGUUCUUUACUUCAUCUCUCUGCUCACACCCAAAUUUUUGCAACUGAGUCACACCCAAGAUAAGAAAUUUUGCACAGAGAAGGUCCCUCAGUUAAUUUGAUGUCUGUGGAAGAGGGCAAGUCCAAGCUGUUUUCUCAGGCCUACACGAUCCAGCCAGUGAGCAACAAACCUAGUGCAAUCCAAGUAGUGAUUUAGCCAGGUGCACUGGACUCUUAUCGGCUGUGCCACUGUCCAAUGCCCCUGGCUUCCAGAACUCAAUGUGGUUUGAGACUGGAACUUUGUUUUUCUUUUAGAGCCCAGCAAGAAAUACUUGCCAAGAUUAGCUCUGUUGUGAUUCAUUUGGGGCAUACCUGUGUGUACUUUUUAGCUCUGGAGCAAUAAGCUACCCACCUUUGGAAGUUGAUCACAUAAAUGCUGUAAGCGCAGUUCCACACCUGCCACCAAAUACUCCAGGGACCGCAACCACACUUCUGGCUGGGAAAGGCCUCCAUGGAGCUACUGAAUGGUUGGGUUCUUUAGAUUCCCAUCACUACCACUCCAAAAAUGCUGGAAAGUAGAGGCUGUAAACAUGGCAGGAAUAGAUGUAGCUCUAUGCUGUUCAAUGCCUACCUGCCUUUCAGGACCGCUCUUCUCCCCGUUCCCAUUUUUCUUGGGGCUGGCCCCAGCCUGCCCUCCUCUUCACCUCAUAUGUGCGUCUCACAAUCUUUCAUUUUCUGACAACGGUGCGUAGCUAUUUAUUCUAUUUAUGGAGUUAUCUCUCGCUGUAACUGCUGCUGUUCCCUUCCCCCCAUUUUUGAUAAUUGAUUUUUUAAAAUAAUAAUAAAAAAUAUUGUCCAUGAA
Messenger RNA from Sceloporus undulatus (fence lizard), 3353 nucleotides. RefSeq names its product beta-1,4-galactosyltransferase 3 (gene B4GALT3). Gene Ontology annotation, biological process: galactosylceramide biosynthetic process; carbohydrate metabolic process. Gene Ontology annotation, molecular function: glycosyltransferase activity. Bases 228 to 1706 code for a protein of 492 amino acids. The transcript has 8 exons. The record is from RefSeq and is a predicted model, not a curated record. Lineage: Eukaryota; Metazoa; Chordata; Lepidosauria; Squamata; Phrynosomatidae.